Molecule: messenger RNA, 3103 nt
Organism: Mercenaria mercenaria
Lineage: Eukaryota; Metazoa; Mollusca; Bivalvia; Venerida; Veneridae
Product: A disintegrin and metalloproteinase with thrombospondin motifs 10-like
Exons: 17
Coding region: 506-2443 (645 amino acids)
Biological process (GO): proteolysis
Molecular function (GO): metalloendopeptidase activity
Source: RefSeq, a predicted model, not a curated record
UAUCUCAAGCUACAGCCUUCAAAUUUGAAGCACAUGCAUAGUUCUGUCUACAAAUAUAAACUUUGACCUUGAAAUUGAUCUAGUGACCUACUUUCACAUUUCUCAAGCCACAGCUUUCAAAUUUGGACCACAUGCACAGUGUUUUGUACCGAUAUGAAUUUGACCUUGAGCUAGUCUUGAAAUUUGGAACAUUAAAAAAUGGCUCAGUGGUCGGUGCCAAGAUCACUCUGUGAUCUCUUGUUAGGUUAAUAGGUUUAAGGUCAAGGUCAGAUUGAACCAGAACGGUAGAACUUUUGUUUACAGUGAGCAUAUAAUUUCUGUUCCUUGUGCAAUUACUGAAUGCAUCAAGGGGGGCAUUUCGUGUUCGACGAGCUCUUGUUACGAUUAAUUGUGAAUUUAUGGUAAUUCAUUUAUUUACAGAUGGUAUGAACGUUUAGAUACGUCACUUCCCCAUGCGAAACGGGUAGAAAUAGCGAAACAGAACCUGACAACGUGGCUGGGUGCUAUGUUCCACUCCGCGAAUUUUGUGUACAGACGCCUAGAGGCCCAUGGUCUUUUUAUUUCUGUAAAACUUGUAGACGUAAAAAUCAUGACGACUGUUGCAGACUCACCUUGGACAGAAACAAUCAAGUUCAAGCUCAACUCAACUUACAAUGUAGACCCGUACGUUGUACAUGAUCUUUUCCAAGUGAAGUCCAUAGAGCUACAAAAAACUAUUCCACAUGACCACGCUAUGUUAUUUACAAGAUACACACUGAUUCCAAAUGGGCGUAAUGGAACGGCCACUUUUGCAGGCAAUGCAGUCCUUGGCGCAGAAUGCAAGACCACAAGUCUGUCUAUCGUAGAGGACAGCGAAUCUUUGUAUACAGCACACACCAUUGCCCAUGAGUUGGGUCACAGCCUAGGAUGUAUGCAUGAUGGUGUCAACAACACAUGUACAGUUGGUGCUGGUUACUGUAUGGAGGAGAAAUACGUCUUUAACAACAAGAACAAAUGGAUCUUCUCGUCGUGUUCGGUAGAUUAUAUACGGCACUUUGUGGAGGAAAGUAAUAGAAAUCACACUAACUGCUUGGCGAAGGUAAAUGACCACCACCGUAACCCGGAGAUUGCCUUGGCUUCGCAGCAGUGGGUUGGCCAACUUUAUGAUGUUGACGAACAAUGCGUCAUUGCAGAGGGACCCGGAUCAUAUCUGUGCAGGCAUUAUUACCGAGGUAAUUACAGCGAGUUCUGUUUACGAAUGUUUUGCUACAACCCUAAGCAUGGCUUUUGCUAUCAAGAAGAUGGCGGCGAUGGUACACCGUGUGCUAAUGGAUCUUGGUGUUUAUCAAAUAACUGUGUAAAGGACCAAAGGGCACCCUCUGUCAUUGACGACACAUGUCCAUUUGGUGAACAACAAGGUGUGGUACACAAACAGCUCACAUGUAAGCAGAUUGCAGCUCAACGUCCAAAUGACUGUCUGCGACCGGAAGUCAAGUACAGAUGUUGUAUAUCAUGUAAAACAGCACAGACAACUUCCGUUUCCGUUGACGAACAAUGCAAAGAAGCACUUGGCCCAGGAUCGUACAUGUGUAGAACUACACAAUCAUACACCUCUUCCUCGUAUUCACUACUUUGUUCAAACCUGUACUGCCUUAACACGUCUACAACCGAUUCCUGUUCAGCUAUCAUGGCAUACGACAAAACACCAUGUGGAAAUAAACAGUGGUGCAUAGAUGGACAAUGUGUCAGCGACCCCAAAGCUCCAGCAGUUUCCGACGACUGUCCAAUGGGUGAUCGAGAAAAUGAUCCGUCCGUAUCCUACAGAAACCUUACUUGUGCCGAAAUCAGACAGCACAAAAACAACGCAGAAUGCUACAAUUACUUUACUUCAAAAGCGUGUUGUAAAACAUGCUCCGACAUACGACGCACUAUUAAAGGUUGCGAAUUUGGUGAUCAUCACGAGAGUUGUUUUUCACUAAUUGCUUCACAAAAAGAUGGCUAUAAUUGUUACAAUCCAAAGAAUGCUGAGAUAUGCUGUGAAUCAUGCACAAAAUACAAAAAUCCUUCCAAUGUGGGAUGUGAAUAUGGAGAUAAGUACAGCGGCUGCUUGAAUCUGAUCCCUUCACGAUCUGAAAGCUACAACUGCUACGGCAGAAACGCCGACCUCUGUUGUGGUACAUGUCAGCAGUACUUCAACGCCUCAAAUACUGGAUGCGAGUACGGUGACAAAGCCAAUAAUUGCGGCACAUUGGUGGCUUCUAGGGCAGACACACCAAACUGUUACUAUGGUAACAAUGCUGAUCUUUGUUGUGCAUCGUGUGGCAAAUACCAUAAUCCUUCUAAUACAGAAUGUGAAUAUGGUGAUAAACUACGUGGGUGUUCAUCGGAUCGUUGCUCAACAUUGAAUGAGGAGUCCAGGAAAGGUUGUUGCUACAGCUGCAAGUCGUCUGUAAUUGUUGGAUAAUAGACCUAACAUAAAUAAAACAUUUAUAAUUUUUCCAUUUGUUUCUGCAAAUAUUUGGUCAACUUGCAUGUGUAUUUUUUAAAGCUUUAGCCCAGUUAAAGUAUUUUAUUAAAAAAUAGUAUGGUUUUAAGUGUUUCCUUGAUAUGUAACACUCUCAAUUGGCAAAUCGAAGCUAUUAUAUUUUUUUUAAGCAAAAUAUACUUCCUUUUUAAGACAUUCGUGUUUGAUGUAAUAUGUUGGCGAAUCAAAACUAACUUCAUAACAAUAUGAAUAAUGAUAGGUUACAACUAUAACUGUAAGCCAUUUAGUUUCACAUGUACAAUAAUUGUAUACAUUUAAGACAUUUUAGUAGUCGCUAGCCUACAGUAAGACUUUAGUGUUCUUCUAAAUAAAUGAUCCCCUAACAAAACAGAAUAGAAUAGAUUUCCCAAUAUUGAUAUCUCAUUCGGGCGCCUCCUCACACAUGCAAACAGUGUUCUUCCGAAAUUGGCACCAUUUCUUGUAUUUCUGGGCAUCCAAUAAAAAAAUCCUUACUAAUGGAGUGUGAGAGUGUGAUUUUGUAUCUUGGGCAUUUCAGAAAACCUUUAUGAAGGAUUUAUCCUCUGUGAUUGUGUAUAAUCAGAGUGUCGAUAUCGGAGUAGGGGCGAGAACAGUAAUAGU